GAGAAAUGAAACUGAAAUACUGAAAAUAUCAUUUUUUUGCCCUGAUUGCCAGUGGGUUUCUACCAAUGAAAACGUUUGAAGUCAUUGAUGACAAUGAAUUUUGAAUAGAAGAUUUUUAUUUAUUCAUGGUGAUGUGAUGCCGCAACCUAGUAAAGGGCACACAUCGUCUCAACAGAGUAACCAGAUUCCCAUCGUAACAUUUGCUAGCAUAGUUCCUGUUACAGAUGUUGUCGGGGAACUAAACUGUGCCAAUGAAAUUGGAGAAAAUGCAGCUGUUGAUAACGAAGUCAGUAGACCCUCUGUCGCUCUGCAGAGAACCCUAGAACGAGAGCAGUCGGUGUCCCUUUCUGAUCUGCUAAAUGAAGUGACAGCUCAAUUGGCUACGUCACUCCAGUCUGUGCUGAAUGUGAGAUCAGAUAAGACCGAAAGCAAUGGUGUGAGUGUGACUAAAAUGGGAAUUCAGUGCCUGCAACCACAGCAAAUGUGUCCUGUGGAUGAACUAAUUUCGGAGAGAUUAUCUCAGUUGGAGGAAAUUCAAAGAAAAGAAUUGGAAGCUGCAUUAGCUGGGUCGAAUCAGAAUGAGGCAAUUACAGACGCUGAAUCCAUGAAUAACCAUCUCUUGAACUGUGACGAGAAUAACGGUCACGAUGAAGCCAUUAUGGACAUCAACAAGGCAAUAAACCCAGAGGACGCCCUCCCUACUAAAGCCAUGAACGUUGAUACACUAAAUUUCAAUCUAGAGCAUCGCCAUUCACAGUCAAAUGGGAGUUUGAAUGAAAUGACAGAUGAAGUAUCUUCAACCACUGGACAAACGAGAAAGACGAAGACAGUACCUAUUAAAGAAGAAUCUGCGUUGGACAGAGAUAGCAGUAAGCCGUUUACAGACAUGUUCUCACGAAAUCCGAUGGUUAAACUGACGCAGCUAGACCUCCUCUCAAGUCCCAUGGGCGGUGCCGGUACUGGCUCUCAGCAAAAUGAAGAAACCAAACCGGAGUUCAAGAUGACAGCUUCAAUAAAAUUAACUAAAAUCGACGAAGAGGCAAUGGAGAAAGCACUGCGGGGUAAAAAGAUGACGGAGGUGACCUACUCUAAAACCCAUCGGGAGCAGACUGGGCUGUUCGAUUACCUCAGCAGUCAGUUCAUUCCGACAUCGUCGAAGAGGUUCAGUACGAUUAAAAAUCAAGACAAAAAGGGUCAGAAAAGGCCUCGUGAAGAAGGCGGCUCGGAUGAUGAUAAGGAACUGUUUGGAUCUGUGGAUGAAGGAGAUGCCUCAAAUCAUGGCAAAUCAGGCACUGCUGCCUCUAAAGUUGUUGAGCCGGCGUGGAAAAAGAGAAAAUACAACAGAGUGUACUCCUUACAGGAUCGACAAAUGAGCAAAAAAGAAAUUAAAGACUCCUCUGAGUUCAAACGCUGUGCCCAGCUUCUAGACAGCCUUUUGGAGUCAGUAGACGAAGCAUUCCUUCCUAAGUCGACCAAACAGCACAAGAAGAAAAAGAAGAAGACAGAAAGUACUACCUCAAGCGACGAAGAAGCGGAAUCAGACGAUGACUCUGUGCCUCUUGUCGAAUUCAGCGAAGAUCGAGACUCGAAUCGCCUCUCGUGUCCGCCAGAGUUGCAAGUUAAACGUGCAAUGCUAUCCGAACUUGCGACUGAGUGUUCAAAGCUAAAAGAAGUGGAAAUCAUGAAUGUCAUACCGGUUGAGAAAUUAGUCAAGCUAUUUUCGGUACUGGAACAAAAUAUCAGAGAUGGCUCUAAGUUGGCACUAUCUAGCAAAUCCAAGCCGGCAGUUAAUGGAGCUAUUGAUCGAACUAAUGAUUGUUGGAGGGAGAUGGUUUUAGAGCGUGUAUGGCGAGCUACAGAAGCGUCGCUCCUAGCCUUAACUAUUCUGACAGCACCUAAUAUGCCUAAACGAGUUUACAUCGAGGAACUCUUUGAAACUAUGAUCAAAUUCCUUCAUUAUCAAUUCGCAAAUACAAUUUUCCCAGAAUUUGACCCCCUGUACAGAACCACUGUUAAAGAAGACGGAAAAGAAAAGGGCGAGAAAGCGGACGCAAGCUUGAAAGCUAAAAGAGCAAAAGCGGUGGCUGUAAAAGAGAAAAGUCUCUUGAGUCUGUAUCAGAGAUUCGGCGAACUAGUGACCCUAUUGUCCGAUCUUUUAGCGGUUCAAGUGAUGACUGAUUCAGUUCUGCUGCAAUUGUCAUCGCUUGCAAUUAGUGUGUUCUUUGUGGAGAAUAUCAGCGAGCUACAGCUGGCAACUUUACGGUUGAUAACAUCUGUGUUUGCGAGGUACCCGAGACAUCGGCAACUCAUUUUUCAAGAGCUUUUCUCCUCUCUGUCACGUCUUCCGUCCUCCAAAAGAAGUCUGCGUCCGUUCCGUUUGACAGAAGAUGAACACAUUCAGAUGGUAACUGCCUUGGUUCUGCAACUCAUCCAAAGUGUAAUACACCUUCCGAGCCAAUCUGAACUGGCCCAAUCAGUGGAUCAAGCGGCAACUGCUGCUAUAGCUGGAGAGCGCCAGUCUUCUCACAACCAAAGUGCAAAUGCGACUCAAAAAUCAGAAGGCCUAGAUAUAGAUGUAACAUUGAACAAUUGCUCUAUGGAAGCUAAUAAAACAACCCAAACUCUGUUAAAUGUGUUUCUAACGAAGUGCACGACAAAAAGUGAUGAGGAUUUCCGACCACUUUUUGAGAACUUUGUACAGGAUUUGUUGACAACAGUAAACAAACCAGAAUGGCCUGCAAGUGAAUUCGCAUUGUCUCUUUUGGGGCGAUUAUUGAAUAUGCAUUUCACAGCCAAAGGGUCGGAUACGGCUCUAAGGGUUACAUGUCUAGACUACUUGGGAGUUAUUGCAGCGAGACUUAGGAAAGAUGCGGCAACGAGUAAAUGCAGCAGAAGUGACAUCGAAACUGUUCUUAAAGAACUGAAGAAUGAGAACAAGCCAUUGGUGAAUUUUGAAGACGACGACGAAGGUGAGGACUGGAGCAGAUCUAAGGAGUCGUUCACGCAGCAGCUUCAGAGAGUGAUGCUGGACUACCUGCAGGAUCUGUCAGACACUGAGCCAUCUCUUUUGUACGCUAAAGGAUACUACAUAGCCCAGUGGUACCGAGACAUGAGACUCGAGAUUGAGCGGUGCACUAAGCUUCUAAACAACUCAAACGCGACAGACUCCGAGGCAAGUCAAAGUGCUGUGGGAAAGCUCAGCCCACCGCAACUUAUGCAGAAAGUCAAAGAAGCGGAACAACAGAAACAAUUUCUUCUAUCACUCAUCCAUGCGAAGCCAGGAUCAGGAGUUGCCAGUUUGAGGAAUGCGCACUUGAAUCUAUCGUACGAAAGUGCAUGUCUUAUUGCAAGCUACUUGGCAUCGGAGCGUCCCUUCAUGAAGAGCUUUGAUGUUUAUCUCAGACAGAUCAUCGCUGUGUUAGCUGAGCCUAGUGUAGCCAUCCGCACCAAGGCUGUCAAGUGUCUUACUGCAGUGGUGGAGGCCGAUCCAAGUCUUCUUUCCAGGGUCGAGUUGCAGCAUGCAGUGAACAGCAUGUUUAUCGACAGCUCCAGCAACGUCCGAGAAGCUGCAGUUGAUUUGUUGUCUCGUUUUGUUCUACUGCAAGACGAUUUACCAGAGAAAUACUUCGACAUGAUUGCAAACAGGAUCUUGGACACUGGCAUAUCAGUUAGAAAACGGGUUGUACGAAUACUCAGGGAUAUCUGCAUUGAGAAGCCUGACUUUCCACGGAACACAGAGAUAUGCUGCAAACUUAUACGUAGAAUAAACGACGAAGACUCAAUACGAAAACUGGUUCUAGAAGUUUUCGAAAAGCUCUGGUUUACUCCAGUAGUACCUGUGAAUGUAGCCAUCAAAUCAUCGCACAGUCCUAAUUCAGGUAGUAAUAAGGUCAUCCAGCUGAAAAUCAACCAAAUAGUGGAAACACUGCGUCAUGCCACUGACACUGGAUUCGAAGGCUUCCAAAAUCUCCUCUCAAUCCUGGUCAAAGACGACAAAGAAGGAUCCAUAUCUUCAGCAUCAAAUUCCAAUUUUCGAGCUCUGACCGAAAUAGUCGAUGGUAUUAUGGAGUACAUGGUUAACCUCGAAGAGUCUGAGGAAGCGAUUUCGAAUGAUCAGGGUGGAAGGAGUCGAGUCCACAGUUCCAAACUGAUGUCAUGUCUCUCAGUUUUGUACCACAUUGCAAAGAUAAAGCCAACGUUGUUAGCUAAUCACGCCAAUGAAUUGCAACCCUACUUAGCGACCAAAGUUUCAAAUGAAUUUGACUCGAUGGUGCUGUACUACACAGCAGCAAUUUUCGAAAUCACAGUUCCUCUGAUUUCGAAUCCGAGUGAAAAUUUGUUAACGAGUUUACAAGAAGAGUUAAUGAAAGUAGUUAUGAAUGGAGGUCAAAAUGCGCUGAGUAAUUGUGUUAGCUGCUUAACAACAGUAGUAAUGAAGGUGACGAAGAACUACGAGACACUAAAUGAUUGUAUUGACAAAUUCUUCACGACUUUAGCGAGUGUGAGAGCGUGUCAGGAACUAACGAGCAAACAGGGAUCGUCGGUGACAGGUGAAAGUGAUUACAUUGGGAAAGCGAAGGGCUCUCUGAGCAGGGCUCUGUAUGCACUGGGUCUGCUAGCACAGAAGUAUGACCCUUUCCAGCAUUCGCAAGUGGGACUGUCAAUGCAUCUCUAUCAACAUCUGACCUCGCCAUCUACAAACUCCAGCUCAGACGAAAGAGUAAACCAAGGUCAGCAUACAUCUCCGACACCAGCUAACCCUGCUUCAAACCACGAAGCAAACGCAAAGCAGAAGCAACGUAAGUUCGGUGAAUUAGUCGCUGAUCACAUGUUGUACUAUGCCAGAUGCCACAGUCCAGAUGUUGUAGCGAAAGCACUGACCGGACUGGGGUUUAUAUGCAGUGCACAUCCUGAGUUACUGCUAUGGGAGAAAGUGAAGAGUCUCUACUUUGAUGUUCUGGAAACAGGAGCCACAUUAAUAGGGUCAAAUAUAGGACAAUCAUUGACCCCCAAAGCAGGAUCUGGAGGGUCUGCAGGAUUGAGACAGUUGGUGCUGCAUAAUAUGGAGCAGUAUUUGAUUGCGGAAGAUGAAAGAUUACAGCAGGCUGACGAAGAAUUCAAGAAAGCCAAAGUGGCAGCCGAGAGUGGGGCUGGUGGAGCGACGAUGGCAGACACUCUGAAGGAGAUGGGGGAUCUGAACUCGGGUAUGGCCUCCUCCAUCAUCCAGAUCUACCUCAACUGUAUCUUCGCGAACUUCUUCGCCACACAACCCUCCAUCAGGGCUCAGGCUCUAAAGGUGGUGAGUCUGGUAUUGAAGCAAGGACUUGUACAACCUGUGAACUGUGUCCCGUAUCUCAUUGCACUGAGCUCAGACACAGAUGCAUCUAACAGAAACAGAGCUCAUGAACAGCUGGUUGACAUUGAUACGAAGUACCCUGGAUUCGUCCAUCAGAAGGCAUCUCAAGGACUCAGCUUAGCCUUCUCGCUUCACAGGAGUCUGUUACCGGCUUACGAGCUAAUCAGAGGUUACCGAAUCGAAUACGAAGGUCAAGCACCGAAUCAAAUGUGCCACGUCGAAGCGUGUUGCUCAGCCUUGUAUACGUUAUUAAGGACGCAGCGAAAUAAUAGAAGGGCGCUGGUAAAGCCUCUGCUGGCUAUGUUCGAUAGCGCGGACCACGUUUCUUUACGUGAACUGCUUUUCUUUGCUGAUAAUUUGUCUUCGUUCAAAUACCUUAUGCAAGAUGAAGUAUUCUUUAUUGUCCAUGUCAUUGACAUUCAGUUGUCUAUAAGCGGAGCAAAUAUUCUCUCAGAGUUUAAAAACGUUUUCUAUCCUGAGAGAAGAUUACUAGCUACUUUAGUCGAGCAAAAAGAAAGUGCAAUGGAAAAUAUGCAACUCCUGCUGCCAAACAAUUCCAUGCAGAUCAGUAAUAGCUUCCAAUAUCAGUCGCAAUCAGCCAAUGAUCAACAAAAUGCGCUACAAACUGGCAAUUAUUACGGAAACAGCUUCAUGUACACACAACAAACACAUUCCAACGAGAUUUAUAAUCAAACUCAAGGUCAGAACUUACAUAACAUGUACCAUCAACAAGGAGAUUUUGGUAAUAUGAAUCCUCAGCAGCAAAUGUAUAUGCAACAUCCAAUACAACAGCAUGGAAUGAUGGACAAUGUGCAGGGAUACUAUAUGGGCGCUAACGGAAUGAUGUAUGGUCAAACACAGUCGGCAAUGAGUCCCGCUCAUGCAUCAGUUGAGUUGAAUGCAUUGCAAUCCCUGGCUUCGAACCCUCAAAUGGGUCAAUACGUCCAAGGGAAUCCUAUCAGCAACUCAUCACAUGUAGGCAAUACUAUGUAUCCAAUGCAAUAUCUGCACCAACAAAAUAUGCCCAAUGUAAAUGCAAUGGCCAUUGAUGCUGCGCCGAGCCCCAACGUGAACCCUCAACAGGGACAAUUAUCGAGUCCCAGUCACGUACUUGCAGGUCAGCAAAGUUAUGUCAAUCAGGGUCAAAAGUCAAGUGAUUUGGCGAAGAGUGCAGACUCAAGGGUGCAAGUGCAGCCACUACCUGACGAGGAUGACUUCGAAGAUGAGCACUCGCUGCUUGAAAAAUACCCAGAGGAAGAUGCAGCCUUAACUGAACUCUUGAAACAAUCUCACGCCUGCAUUCUCCUCUGUCUGAUCAAGCAGCACCUGAAGACAGUCUAUUCAGUGAGUGACUCCAAGUUCCAGCACUACUCUCCAAACGAGGCGGCCAAAGUGUUUGAGAAGGCAGUGAGCAGGAAGAGUGGAGUGAAGUUCGAACCAACAGUCGUCAUCAAUUAUAUCCAGUUCGGAGGAUAUACUUCGCCUGUGGUGGAUCCUCAGCAAAGACUGGCUGUAGUGAGACACUACCUUGAG
This is a messenger RNA of Symsagittifera roscoffensis, 6889 nucleotides long. Its product is annotated as nipped-B-like protein. The record is from RefSeq and is a predicted model, not a curated record. Lineage: Eukaryota; Metazoa; Xenacoelomorpha; Acoela; Convolutidae. Gene Ontology annotation, cellular component: Scc2-Scc4 cohesin loading complex. Gene Ontology annotation, molecular function: chromatin binding. Gene Ontology annotation, biological process: establishment of protein localization to chromatin; replication-born double-strand break repair via sister chromatid exchange; establishment of mitotic sister chromatid cohesion.